Messenger RNA from Aspergillus heteromorphus CBS 117.55, 1982 nucleotides. Its product is annotated as FAD-binding oxidoreductase. The record is from RefSeq and is a predicted model, not a curated record. The transcript is spliced from 2 exons. Gene Ontology annotation, molecular function: FAD binding. Lineage: Eukaryota; Fungi; Ascomycota; Eurotiomycetes; Eurotiales; Aspergillaceae. The coding region runs from base 49 to 1728 and encodes 559 amino acids.
GGCAGUUAGGGCUGGCCUGCCCAACUCACCAACCCCAUCACCAUCACCAUGGCCUCUCUGCUUUCCUCCGUGGGGAUCGCAACCGCCCUCAUCCUGGGAGUCUGGUGGAUACGCCAUUUCCGCAAUCCUCUCUCAUCCUCAAAUCCGCCCGUGACGGCUGCCAACGAUAGUCCUCCCCCGGUGCCCCAUCCGCUGAGCCAGAAACUCGAGGCCGCCCUGCCGCAGAGGGUGCUGCUGCUCCAUCGCGACGGUGAGCAGUUCCGCGAAUCGAUCAACGCCUACUUCUCCGGCCAGGCGCGCGACGUCGUGCAAGCUGCCAUUGUGCAACCGCGCACCGCGGACGAGGUCGCCACGGCCGUCCACAUCAUCAAGGAGGAAUACGACCAUCGACAACAACAGCAACAGCAACAAUCCCGCAGCUGCAGCGAGACCGAGGAUGUGCUCUUCGCCGUGCGCGGCGGAGGCCAGUCUCCCGUGGCGAGCAGUGCCAGUGCCCACGGCGGCGUGCUGAUUGACCUCACCCACCUGCGCGAGGUGACUGUCGCGGAGGACCGGGAGAGCGUCACCAUUGGGGCCGGAUGUCGCUGGAUCGAUGUCUUGGACGUCUUGGACCCAAUGGGUCUGGGGGUAGUCGGGGGUCGAAGCAACGUGGUCGGCGUGGCCGGGUUUACCUUGGGAGGGGGCAUCUCCUUCUACACACCGCAGUACGGCCUAGCCUGUUCCAAUGUCUUCUCCUACGACGUGGUGCUAGCCUCUGGAGAGAUCGUCACCGCCACAGCGACCUCGCAUCCCGACCUCUGGCGGGCCCUGAAAGGCGGCGCGAACAACUUCGGAAUCGUCACUCGAUUCACCAUGCGCUGCUUCCCCUGCACGCCUCUAUGGGCGGGCUUUAUCUGGGCCCCAGGCUUCGAGAUCACCAAGGCGUUGCGCGCUCUGCACGACAGCGUCCAACGCGUCGAUCCGCACCGCAAUGCCGGCCAGGUCGACCUCUUCGCCGCCGGCGCCAUCACCUGCUACACAUACGUGCAGUCCCUCCGCUUGCGCGUGAUAGCCCAACAUCUAACGUACACGAAACCGCCCGAGCAGCCCAAGAAAUGGCCUGUCUUCUGGCAGCAGUCGGGGUUUUCGCGUCUGUGGCGGUUCGGGAGCACGCCCUGCGUGCGGACAGCCUCCUCGGCCAUCAAGGAGAUGCUCCACACGGGUUUCAUCGGCCAGCGGAACUCAUUCGGGACGACGACCAUCCACAACGAUCUGGCGACCAUGCUGGCCGUCCGGGAGGUUUUCGACGAGGCGAUGGGCGCCAUGCGCAGGAUGAAGGGCGUGUACUUCAACCUGGUCAUGCAGCCGCUGCUGCCGUCGUGGACGGCCAAGGGCGAUCCUAAUAUGCUGGGUAUUCAUGAGAGUACGGACACGCCUCUGAUCAUCGUCAGUCUGUCUUUUACUUGGGCUUCGUCGCAGGAUGACGCCUAUGUCGGCUCGGUGACGCGCGGAAUCAUUGAGAAGAUCGACGCGGUCGCGAAUGCCAAGGGUACCGGCCAUCCGUAUCGCUUCUUGAACUAUUGUGAGAAAUGGCAGCGGCCGUUGGAAGGGUAUGGUGAGGAGAACCUGCGGCUCCUGCGAAGGGUUGCGGGGGAGUAUGAUCCCGACGGGCUCUUUCAGCGCGGAUGCAUUGGGGGGUUUAAACUCCACCCGGAAGCGACGUCGACAGAUGGAAAGGCCCUGGCUUAAUGGUUCAAAGCUAGCAUUCUUACAUGUCUGGUCUGACGGUGUCGUGGAGAGAGGUGAUGGGUGAUAUACAUCAGGGUAUCUACGCAAUCCAGCAAGUUGACUUGACUUGCGUCUUUGUUUUGACUGUAUAAGGGUGCAAAAAGCCCCAAGCCAGUGCCCUACUGGGAACUUGUAUAGAUGGUGCACUGCCUUUCUUUUGUUUCAAUACUUCGAGCUUAACAUGAACAUACUCAGUCAAAAAUAACAGAUAGCUG